Zasmidium cellare ATCC 36951 is the source of this 2544-nucleotide messenger RNA. RefSeq names its product glycoside hydrolase family 78 protein. The record is from RefSeq and is a predicted model, not a curated record. Gene Ontology annotation, biological process: carbohydrate metabolic process. Lineage: Eukaryota; Fungi; Ascomycota; Dothideomycetes; Mycosphaerellales; Mycosphaerellaceae. The coding region runs from base 1 to 2544 and encodes 847 amino acids. The transcript has 2 exons.
AUGUUGACUUUCCUAUUCUGCUUACUGUUCGCGGCAGUCUAUGGCUUUGUCGACUAUGGCGAUGUUCUUCCUGAAUUCUACGCCGCAGGUACUGGUCCUGUGCUCAAAGCUGACAGUCCAUACGGCGAGCAUCAACUUUCCCUGACUCCAGAUACACCAUACCUUACACUCGACUUCGCCACCGAAGUUGCCGGAUUACCAUUCUUCGAAGUUGCAGCUCUCUCAAGGCCCACGCAGAUAGAGGUGAAGUAUGCCGAGGAUUUGACCGCUCUGGACAAUCCCUACAGUGACGGACCAUGGACGUUCUCGAACGGCCUCUCCAACACUUUCAGGACGGAGACAUUCAAUCUGACGGAGCCGGGACGGAUCGAAUCAUACUUUGUCCAAGGAGGCCAGCGUUGGGAGACGGUGAGGCUUUUGACGAAUUCCACCGUCGCGUUCGAGAAGAUCGGGUUCAGAACCACAGCGCAACAUCUGGCUACAGAUGAUACUCUUGGCCGAUUCUCCUCGUCGAACGCAGUAUACGACCGCAUCUGGGAUCUCGGAGCCAGAGUUGUGCAGGUGGCUUGCAUUGAUGCAGGGAAUGCUCCGUCGACCUGGGACAUCACGCCAGAUGGAGCCUUCAUCAGAGGACAGCAGACGGCCCAGUCCGCUAAAGGUAUUGCACUAAGCAACUACACCCUGUCCUUAUCGACGAAGAUCGUCAAAGGUGGAACGGGCUGGCGAGUUGCGAGCAGCACGACCCCAACAGGAGCAGUGUUCUACCUGACAUCCAAUUAUACAGAAGACACGACCUUUAUCAACACCAACCGCACGCUCCUUCCACCAAACACUUUGGUGUUCAACUUCGGCUAUUCAAUUGUCAAUCAGUCAACUCUGGUGACAGGGUGGAAUCAAUACUUCCCUUUAAAUGCUUCCAUCCACGAAGACAAGUGGUACAACAUCAGCACGACAAUCACGAGCGAGGGAUAUCGAGUCAACAUCGACGGCGUACAAGAGAUAUUGGUGCCGAUUUUCGAAGCGGAAUACCUGUCUGCUGCGAGCACUUCCAGCUUCGCUUCCUCUUCACCUAAGACUGGGACGUGGGGAUUCGGACCUUGGAGUGGACAGGAAGCGUACGUCAAAGACGUUAGAGUGACACUUUCGAACGGCACCGUUGCUUACACCAACGCCAUGACCUCUUCAUCGACAUUGUCAGAGUACGGGGUUGCUCCACUGGACGCUUCCGUCUGCCUCGAUGGCGGGAAACGAGAUCGACUCGUCUGGAUUGGAGACUUCUAUCACACAACCAAGGUCAUCGCCUCCAGCACACAUCGUAUGGACUACGUACUGGGGAGUAUCGAGUACGCGCUUACACUCCAAAAGCAGGAGCCACCUUUCGAAGGCUUCGCUCCCAUCUCUGCCAGUCUUGGAUCGAGGCCAGCGUAUAUGGAUGCCUUUUUGAGCAACUAUGCCGUUUUACUAGACUAUCAGGACCUCUUUCUUGGUGCUAUUGGCGAUUAUUUCUGGCGAACGAAUGAUCUUGUUGGACUGGAAAAGUACUGGCCGAACGUCAAAAAGCUGGCAGAGGCGAGAAUUGGGUACAUUGAUCCGUACAGCGGAUUGGCUGCUGGAGAUGAUGUUUUCUACUUCUUGGGUCCCGUGAAUGGGAGUGCCGUCACGGCGCUUCUAUCAUAUGGCUUGCAAAGACUGAUCCCUCUAGCGGAAGCCUUGAAUGAUACUGCCGCAGCGCAGCACUAUCAGGAGACUGCAAGAGAUCUGAACGAGGCAGUGAACAGGGAGCUCUGGAGUUCUCAGCUGGGCACGUACGCUCUUUCCAUCUCAGCUUCAUCCAACUACUCCCUCACAAGCAUCGCCUGGACUCUGCUCUCUGGAGCAGCAAACUCAACCCAAGCGGCCUCCAUGAUCGCGAAGCUGCCAGAUCUCCGUCUCGGCGCUGGGUACAAGACCUCCUCCAGCGACCCCGACUUAUCCACAACACAACUCUCCCCCAACAUCCUCGGCAUGCUCCUCGAAGGCCUCUUCAUCGCCCAUCGGGAUCUCGGCGUUGAGAAUACGACAGUAGCGAAGACUCUGCUCGACGACUUCUGGAGCCAAAUGGUACUGCAAGACGAGUACCACUCCGGCGCCUCGUGGGAAUACCUCUAUCCCGAUGGUUCUCCCGGUAUCGAUCUCUUCACCUCCCUUGCCCAUCCCUGGGGCGCUGCUCCGACGUAUGUCCUUCCAGAAUAUGUCCUCGGCAUCACCGCGACGUCCCCAGGCUUCAAAACGUGGGAGUUCCGCCCGAAUUUGGGAGCUCUUGGGCUUACUGAAGCUUAUGGGACGGUACCGACGCCGUAUGGGGUUAUUAGUGCUAGGUGGGAGAUUGUUGAUGGAGGAAAAGGGGCUGUUAUUACUGCUUUGGGGCCGAAUGGGACGAAAGGGAGGUUGGUUCUUCCUGGGGAGUGGGAAGCGGAGCGUGAAGGGAGGAAGCAGAGGUGCAGAUAUGUGGAUUUGGAUGGGGAGGAAGAGCGUUUAGUGAGGCUUCAUGGACUGUCUUUAUAG